Erythranthe guttata (spotted monkey flower) is the source of this 1280-nucleotide messenger RNA. RefSeq names its product Transducin/WD40 repeat-like superfamily protein. NCBI's taxonomy places the organism in Eukaryota, Viridiplantae, Streptophyta, Magnoliopsida, Lamiales, Phrymaceae. The record is from RefSeq and is a predicted model, not a curated record. Gene Ontology annotation, molecular function: protein binding.
GAAAAAAGAGGAAUUCUCUAAAACCUCAGUUAAUUUCGUCAAUGGUGAGUUAGCGUAGUUCAACCUGUGAAAGUAACGAUCCGUGUAGCUUUUGGGAGCACGAAACAUCAGGUAUUCCGGCGCCCUUCUCCCAACAGUUGGUUCAAUUCCGAAGCGUCUCUUAAUAUUGCAUCCAAACUGUUCGACAUAUUGCCGCACCGGCCACCAGAGUACAAAAAAAAAAAAGAAAAUGAGCAAGCGGCCUCCUCCCGAUCCGGCGGCGGUUCUCAGAGGCCACCGCGCCUCCGUCACGGAUAUUUGCUUCCACCCAUCAAAGAACAUCCUAUUCACCGGCUCCGCAGACGGCGAACUCCGCAUCUGGGACACGUUACAGCACCGCACGAUUUCAUCCUCAUGGGUCCACAGCGCAGCUCACGGUGUAAUAAGCAUCGCCGCCGCUGAAGAAAACAGAGUGAUCACUCAGGGAAGGGACGGAGCUAUCAAGAACUGGGAUAUAGGAGAAGGCACCGCCAUCUCUCGAACCCCACUCACCACUAUCAAAACUAAUUCCUACCACUUUUGCAAGCUCUCACUCAUAAACAACAAUCAUAACAAUAAUCAUGUCGCCGUAGCUGGAGAAGAUUUGUCGGCGGUCGAAAUCUGGGAUAUUAAUAGAGCCGAAAAGCUCGUAAAACUGAGCUCCUCAAAUUCUUCGAGAGGAAUGUGUAUGGCAGUUCGAGGUUUUGAGUUGCAAGGGUACGUAAAUGUUGUGUCUGGAUACGAAGAUGGAUCGAUGGCUUUGUGGGAUUUAAGGAAUCCGGCUUUACCGGUGACUAGUAUGAAAUUCCACUCGGAGCCCGUUUUGAGUUUGUGCAUAGACAGUUCAUGUGGAGGUGGGGUUUCUGGUUCUGCAGACGAAAAAAUUGUGAUUUUUAAAUUGGAUGCUUCGACGGGUUCUUGUUUGGUAAAGAGAGAGAUUGUCUUGGAGAGAGGUGGAAUUUCGGGAACUUCGAUUAGGCCCGAUGGUAAAAUUGUUGCUACUGCAGGGUGGGAUCAUAGGGUGAGGGUAUACGACUAUCGAAAGGGGAAUGCUUUGGCUAUAUUGAAAUAUCAUCAUGCGAUUUGUAAUGCGGUCUCGUUUUCGGAUAAUUGUAGAUUGAUGGCUUCGUCUUCGGAAGAUACUACUGUUGCUUUGUGGGAAAUUUAUCCUCCUUCGACGAACUGAAAUCAGACUUCCAUUGAAUUCUUGAUUAUUGUUUGCGUCAUAUUUAUUGUGUAAUCUGCACCAAGUUUAUGGUGAA